AUGUCCGAAUCUCCGGUCAACCUCCGGGUCGGCAUCGACAGCCUCAACAGACCCCAGCGCGGUGGCCGCAAGCCCCUGAGCUGCCUUGCCUGUCGCCGGCACAAGCUGAAAUGCGACCGCAAGGUGCCCUGCGGCACUUGCAUCCGCUAUCAUCGGGAGGCUCUGUGCCGCCAGAAUCCGGCACCUCCGAAGGGAGGCCGGGCCAAGGCAGCGGUCCGGGACAUUGAUAUUGAUGCUGGAUCGGAGCUGGCGGAUGUUGAUCUUGUAGAGUCGGAGGGUUUUGGUGAGCCUUUGGAGGUCCCGUCCCGAGAUCCUAUUGUUGCCGGAUCUACGGACGUGGGUUUGGUUCGCCUUCGGAAUAGCUUCAAAGCUCCCGGAGCUGAUAUCAAGGACACUGCUUUCUUUCUCCGGGCCCUCGGCUUGGAUGCUAAUACCACGUCGAUCCCUGUUUCUUCACUUUCACAGCUUCUGGCUGAGAUUCAGACCGCUGGCCAGCCUUCCAUCUUGUGGCACAUGAUGGAGGGGGCAAACAGGAGACGAUAUUGGGAGACGCAGCUGCGGUCUGCUCUGCCCUCACGGUCCAUGUGCGACCUACUUCUCAACUAUUACCUUGAUCACAUCAACUGGAUCUUCCAGAUUACACAUGUUCCAUCAUUCCGUCGCGAGUAUGAAGAGUUUUGGGAUGCCGGGGAUGACCACGAGCUGGACUUUAUCUUUACGGCCCUCGUCUUCACCAUCAUCUCCGUCAGCGCCCUGUACAUUCCGCCGGCAACGGUGGAAAUAUUCGGCUGUCCUAAGGAGUCGGUACGGGACCUUGCGCAUGUGUGGCAUAGGGCCUCUCAUCAGGCAUUGGUAGCUGGAGACUAUGAGUCGAAGCCGUGUAUUGUGCAGCUUCAGACGUUUUCUAUUACGCAGUUUUACUGGUAUGCUACUAAUGGGAUUGAUGCGUUGAAUUCACGGCUGGGGCAAGCUGUGCGGACUGCCCAGAAUCUGGGACUGGACAAAGACUUGACCCCUUCUCAAACACUGCAUGAUGAGAUGAGGCAUCGCAUCUGGUGGGAUCUCAUUGAUUCAGAUACAUUCCAAUCCAUCUGCCUAGAUCGCCCUCCACUCAUCCGCUUAGAGUCCCCGGGAGUUCCUUUUCCACUCAACUGCAACGACAGUGACAUCACCGAGUCAUUCUUACAACCACGUUCCCACGACGAACCUACUAUUAUGAUGCUCAACAUCUUCAGAGCUCGGUUCUUCAAGUUAAUGAACCACCAUCUUUGCAAUGGCAAUGCCGACGAUGCCAAAUCUUACGAUGCCAUCUGCAAGUUGGACGACGAAGUUGUCCAAAUCACCAGAACUUACCCCUGGUUCUUUCAGCUCGACCAAGAUGGUCGGCCACCACCGCUACCGCAGCCCCUUGGAGAAAUACUCACUUGGCAAAAUCACAUCAUCCGCACAUGCAUCAGCACGCAGCGCAUCCGAAUGUAUCGCCCAUUUCUAUCUCCCCGCCUCGGAGACUCGUGGGCGAAAUGCAUCGAGGCAGCGGAGGACGCCUUGGCGGUGUAUAGAACUAUCCGGACCAACAGAUCGACCACUUCGCUGCAAAAGUUUCUUCCUCAGGCGUAUCAGAUUUUUUCCGUUGCUGUGACGGUCACUGCGCUGCUUCUGGUUGAGGGCUCGCUGCCGAUAUUGAAUGUGCGGCAGCAGAUCAGGGACAUGGCGGAGGAUCUUCUGAUCAUGGAAGACCAGGUCUGCGUGUCUCCUGUUGCUAGUCGCGGGAGACAAAUACUGCUCAAGAUGUUGAACUUGGUGGACAUGGGGAAUAAUGGAGCUGCAGCAUCAGAUCAAGAUACUGAUGGCUUGGUGUCAGGCAUAGGCUUCAUCUUUGGUGGAGAGCAAGCCGCGCGGACAUACAUGCAGCGACUAGCAUCGCGAAACAAGAGACUCAAGGCGUCGACGACGAAGCAGCAGCCGACGCCGACUUCGAUGGAGAGCGCGUCAUUCUCCCAGGGUCAGUUCAGGGGGGUAAUUGAUGAUAGCACGGCGAAUGCGUCUGCCGUGGAGACGCCGGUAGAGUAUAUGGAUGGGACGCAGUCGAUGGGGGUGUACCAGAUGAAUCUGGUCAUGGAUGAUGUGGUGUUGCAGAAUUUGUUGAAUUUCGAUAUGACGGCGCUGAUGACUGAUUCUCAGUAUGGUUGA
Trichoderma aggressivum f. europaeum is the source of this 2190-nucleotide messenger RNA. Its product is annotated as transcriptional regulator family: Fungal Specific TF. The coding region runs from base 1 to 2190 and encodes 729 amino acids. Gene Ontology annotation, molecular function: zinc ion binding; DNA binding; DNA-binding transcription factor activity, RNA polymerase II-specific. The transcript is spliced from 3 exons. Gene Ontology annotation, biological process: DNA-templated transcription; regulation of DNA-templated transcription. NCBI's taxonomy places the organism in Eukaryota, Fungi, Ascomycota, Sordariomycetes, Hypocreales, Hypocreaceae. The record is from RefSeq and is a predicted model, not a curated record.